AUGGCGACCUCCAAAUCUGCACGACUGCAGACUCCAGUUGAUCGAAACAUUCAGAACGUUGUGCUGGGAGAUCUUUUGUUCAAGCCUUGGAACCGAUCAAUCUACCCUGAGGACCUUGUCGCCAAAGACACCGAUCGGCUCUACGUGUGUCGUUGGUGCUUUCGAUACUCAUGUGAUGGGGAUAUAUUCGAGGAACAUAAACACGCUUGCGAGCAUCGUACGACCCCGCCAGGCACCAAAGUCUACGACCAUGGCGGGUAUGCAGUGUGGGAGGUUGAUGGCCAGAACCACAAGCUAUUUGGACAAAACCUGUCUCUAUUUGCGAAGCUUUUCCUUGAUCACAAGACCGUCUUCUUUGAUGUUGCCACUUUUCUUUAUUAUAUCCUCACCUUUACCGACCCCAAUGAUCCCGGGAACUAUUACGUGCUUGGUUUCUUCUCAAAAGAGAAGCUCUCGUGGGAUGCAAACAAUCUAGCAUGUAUCUUGAUCUUCCCGCCUUAUCAACACAAACAGCUCGGAAAAUUAUUGAUGGGAGUCAGCUACAAGCUGAGCGGAUGGGACUCCAACGGGGGGCCUAUAGGUGGACCAGAGAAGCCAUUGAGUGAACUGGGCCACAAAAGCUAUGUCCGUUUUUGGGCCGAGCGAGUCGCGCGGUUCUUACUUCGUGGCAAACAUAGCGGCAGCUCACUUAAUACCGAUUUACAGAAGCCAAGCUCGACCCCCAAGGGUUCUCGCAAGAGAGCCUUCCGGGAGACAAUGACCGUCGAGGAGCUCGGCCUGGGAACUGGGAUGCUGACUGAAGAUGUGAUUACUGCACUCAAGAGCAUGGGGCUUUUUGACCCCCAGGCCACCCCCAAAAAACGUAAAUCAAACCGUACAUCUACAUCCGUGGAGGACGAUCCCACACCGGGCCAGAUGGUCACCAUUCGCAAAUCUGACGUGUGGCAGUGGGCCAAAGCACAUCACCUCCUGAUGGAUGACCCGGUCAGCGAAUCAGGAUUUGAGGGACUAUGGCCCCCUGUCAUAGCAUCUGAAGAGGAUUGUCAUAGCAUCACAUCAGAAGACUAA
Penicillium soppii is the source of this 1068-nucleotide messenger RNA. Its product is annotated as putative histone acetyltransferase (MysT1). Gene Ontology annotation, biological process: regulation of DNA-templated transcription. NCBI's taxonomy places the organism in Eukaryota, Fungi, Ascomycota, Eurotiomycetes, Eurotiales, Aspergillaceae. The coding region runs from base 1 to 1068 and encodes 355 amino acids. Gene Ontology annotation, molecular function: histone acetyltransferase activity. The transcript has a single exon. The record is from RefSeq and is a predicted model, not a curated record.